AUGUCGUCAAUUGCACUCACCACUUGCCAUCGCGUUCUGCAAAACAACUGCCGGCGAAAAUGGCCUGGGUGGUGGCGACUCGAGUACAUCAAAGGGUUGCGAGGGAGUUUGUUAAGAUAUGUUUCAAUACUCACGUCGUCGUCGUCUAGGAGAGAGACAGGAGUCGCAUGUGGCGUUCGUCGAGGUGCACUGCGAAUGGAAAGCUCCUUUCUGGAUGAAGAGAAGGAAUAUGUCGAGCGGAGUGCCCCACCUUUACUUGCGAUAAUCUUGACCCUAAUACCACUAGUAUACAAUGUUUUCGAGUACUUAUUAGCCAAUUUAUACCUUUUCUAUUACUACUAUAAAUAUUUGAGGUCUGAUUCCUACAAGCAGAUAUAUUUUGGGGCAUGGCGAAUAUUUCUAAAAGUCGAUUUGCAAUCCGAUCAGAGGGCUUAG
Psilocybe cubensis is the source of this 435-nucleotide messenger RNA. RefSeq lists its product as uncharacterized. The record is from RefSeq and is a predicted model, not a curated record. The transcript has 4 exons. Lineage: Eukaryota; Fungi; Basidiomycota; Agaricomycetes; Agaricales; Agrocybaceae. Bases 1 to 435 code for a protein of 144 amino acids.